AUGGCUUCUGAAUCUGAAAACCGCCCUCAAGUCGGCCCCGUGCAGUAUGUAGGGCCACACUACCGCUCACCCAGCCAGAAUCCCAUCGCCACUGUCUCGACGGCGGUAGAACAUGAUAAUGUUAUCACAUUGCCUCAGACACCACAGCUCAUCGCAUUACUCACGAAGAUUCGUGAUAAAAAGACGGAGCGAGCUGACUUUAUUUUCUACUCAAACCGAAUUAUUCGACUACUUGUCGAGGAGGGGUUAAACCAUCUACCGGUUGUUGAGCACACUGUAACUACUCCUGUCGGUCGCACCUAUUCGGGACUCAUGUUCCAGGGGAAGAUCUGUGGCGUGUCUAUUAUGAGGGCUGGUGAAGCUAUGGAACAAGGUCUUCGAGACUGCUGUAGAUCAGUUAGGAUCGGCAAGAUUCUGAUCCAACGAGACGAAGAGACGGCAAAGCCCAGGUUAUUUUACGAUAAAUUGCCCGAAGAUAUUGCUGAUAGAUGGGUCCUGCUACUUGAUCCGAUGUUUGCAACAGGUGGAUCUGCCAUCAUGGCUGUCGAAGUCUUAAAAUCCCGUGGUGUCCCAGAAGAGAGGAUUCUUUUCCUCAACUUGAUUGCUAGUCCAGAGGGAGUCCAAAACUUUGCUACCAAGUUCCCCAAGCUUCGAGUCGUCACAGCAUUCAUUGACCAGGGUCUUGACGAGAAGAAUUACAUCAUCCCAGGCCUUGGUGACUUCGGGGAUCGGUUCUACACCAUGUAA
Messenger RNA from Daldinia caldariorum, 747 nucleotides. Its product is annotated as uracil phosphoribosyltransferase. NCBI's taxonomy places the organism in Eukaryota, Fungi, Ascomycota, Sordariomycetes, Xylariales, Hypoxylaceae. The record is from RefSeq and is a predicted model, not a curated record. The transcript is spliced from 5 exons. The coding region runs from base 1 to 747 and encodes 248 amino acids.